Messenger RNA from Fundulus heteroclitus (mummichog), 1737 nucleotides. Its product is annotated as tetraspanin-15. NCBI's taxonomy places the organism in Eukaryota, Metazoa, Chordata, Actinopteri, Cyprinodontiformes, Fundulidae. Gene Ontology annotation, cellular component: membrane. The record is from RefSeq and is a predicted model, not a curated record.
UUCAAGUAUGCGCUGGUAGUUUGCCUGAUACUGGAGCUGAUGGGAGGAAUAUUGGCUCUGGCGUUUCGCAACAAGACUAAAGACUUGGUGAACAAGAACAUCAGAAAGGGCAUGGUGAACUACUACGAUGAUCUAGACUUCAAAAACAUCUUGGACUUUGUUCAGCAGGAGUUUAAGUGCUGCGGGGCUGGAGGCUUUAAAGACUGGGAAGUCAACAUGUACCACAACUCUACUGGACACGGUCCGCUGGCCGGUGGAGUCCCACAUACCUGCUGCAUAAAGACUAAGCCUAAUGAAGUUGUCAACACUAUGUGCGGGUACAAACUGUUGGAUAAAGUGUCGUAUGAAUUGUUGAGUGUCAUUCAUACGAGAGGCUGUACUGAUGCGUUCCUCACCUGGGUGAAGGACAACUAUAAAAAGAUUGCUGUACUGCUGUUGGUCAUCCUUCUGCCUCAGUUUCUUGGGGUGAUCGUCAGCCAUCUGUACAUUGAUCGUAUUGAAGUCUACAUGGAAAAGCAGGAAGAUAUGCAUGCUGAAGCCUUAAAAUGGUCCCAGUGGUAUAUGCCAGUCAAGAAAAGAUAAACAUGGACCUCCAGCAGACUCGGGGAUGAUUAUAGAAACCAAUAACACCUCAUACACCUGUCAUUGGUUUUCUUUGCUUGGUGAACUUGUCUGUUAACACAAACCAGUGACGACACUUGGAUAUGUUUGUUUUUAACCACUAGUGCCCACUACAGUUGUGUUCUCCUCAUUAAAGGUAAAUCCUUCCAUAGAGGUUUACCUUUAAUGAGGUUUAUAAAUAUUGUCAGUGAACUUAAUAUAUUAAGUUUCAAUUUGGAUCUAAAUUAGUUUAGUAGAGUUUAGAAAAUGUGUUGAAAAUGUACUGUAUUGACCUUGGCUGGAGUUGAUUAGGUGUCAUUUUCUUAAUUCUAGUCCUAAAUGAAUGAUAGGAGAGACAUGGUUAAAAAAAUGGUUUUAGUUUUACUGAUAUAUCAAAUGGUAAUCUCAAGGCUACACACAGCGGUUCAUAAUAUUUCACAUCACAAUAGUAACAAAUGCAUUUUUGCAAAAUGAGAUUCCUUAAACUGUGCUUAAUGUAUUCAGCACAGAGCCUUAAAAAAUAAUCUUUUGUUACAGCAGAGUAUUCUUAUUGAUAAAAGAUUGAAAAGAUCCCACCUUUAAUUUGAGUACGUCAUGUAUAAUACUGUUAUGAAAUAAUUGUUUUUAUGAUUACCUUACCUGAUGCGCUAUCGCUGGUAACCCUGCUGUUAAUGCUUUUGUCCCAUUAUUGGCUAAAGGACAGCCCUUAGUCUUAAGGUUAACGCGUACAGAAAGAGAGCAGUCUUUGACUGCUAGUUUGUAAAAUCUCUCUAGGUUAUCCAGACCCUUGAGCUCUCUUUUGUGAUCUCUGUAGCUCACCCCACAAGUUUAAGUCUGAGGGAGCUGAGAUGGGCAUGAAAAAUAGCCGAUUCCUGUGUUUAUUUAAUAACAACAUGUUUUUAUUCUGUUGAAAGGUCCUGUGAUGACCCAUUCUCAGUUUUCAAGUAGAGGCCACCAGAUGUUUAUAUAAAGACUUGUAUUUCUAACAGUUCAGGCCCAGGGUGUAGCAGAUCCUCCACCGUACUUGACAUCGGACAGAAAGUGGGUUUCUCAGUGUUUGUUUCACACCAAACCCACCAGGAGUGAAUGUUCCCAAAGAAGUAUACUCUUAUUUUAAUCUGACCAAAAGCAGUUUCA